Molecule: messenger RNA, 1339 nt
Organism: Dunckerocampus dactyliophorus (ringed pipefish)
Lineage: Eukaryota; Metazoa; Chordata; Actinopteri; Syngnathiformes; Syngnathidae
Gene: ndfip1l
Product: Nedd4 family interacting protein 1, like
Exons: 8
Coding region: 163-852 (229 amino acids)
Biological process (GO): positive regulation of protein ubiquitination; ubiquitin-dependent protein catabolic process; metal ion transport
Cellular component (GO): perinuclear region of cytoplasm; Golgi apparatus; endoplasmic reticulum
Molecular function (GO): WW domain binding
Source: RefSeq, a predicted model, not a curated record
UUUCGCUGCCUUGAUUAAUACAUGCAGUGCACGUAAAACCACGCUUUCAUGACGAGGAUUGAUUUAACAGUUUCCACUGUUAUAUAAUUUUCUUCAAGCUGGGAUCCUGAGCACUGUGUCACUUCUCUGUUGUUGCUUCUUUUAAAAGCCGUUCAAGUCGGAAUGGCUGAGCCGAGCGCCAGAUAUCAGCAGCUUCCCAAUGUGGAUGAUGCUGAUGGGUCUUCGCAGGUAGCUGCUGACGCCCCACCUCCAUAUAGCAGCAUCACAGACGACAAUGCUGCCUACUUUGACUACAAGGAAGACGGGAGUUUCCCCAAGCCUCCGUCCUACAACGUGGCCACCACACUACCUUCCUACGACGAAGCGGAGCGGACCAAAGCGGAGACAACCGUUCCCUUGGUAACCGCAAGACCUCAGCACAGGGAGCGUCUGGAGACGUUUGAUGAUGUAAUUCGCAGUUCUCUGGAGGAUGAAGACUUUGUGGCCAGGGAUGAUUUUGAAGAUGCUGAUCAGCUGAGGAUAGGCAACGACGGCAUCUUCAUGCUCACUUUCUUCAUGGCAUUCCUCUUCAACUGGAUCGGUUUCUUCCUGUCCUUCUGUUUGACAACCUCAGCAGCCGGCCGCUACGGGGCUGUCUCUGGCUUUGGUCUCUCCCUUAUCAAAUGGGUCCUCAUUGUCAGGUUCUCCACAUACUUUCCUGGUUACUUCGAUGGCCAGUACUGGCUGUGGUGGGUGUUCCUAGUGUUGGGCUUCUUGCUCUUCCUCCGAGGCUUCAUCAACUACGCCAGAAUCCGCAAGCUGGCCGACACUUUCUCCACGAUGCCCCGCACCCGCGUCCUUUUCAUCUACUGAGCUUACAAGCCUACCAUUUCCGCUCCCAAAAAAUGUAACAUUCAUUCCUCUGCUUGACACGAUGAGGACGCUUCUUCUUUGUCCUCUUUUUGGUGUAAAAUCUCUUAAACAAUCCUUGUUAUUGUUGACUCGUAAAAGUGCGGAUUGCUGAUUUAUGAAGUGAUGUCUUCUGCCUUAUUUACUGUCGUCGCAUACGCUGGCAUGCGCUGCUCCCUGCCACCAGAGGGCAGUGUUGUAUAAUAUCUGGCCAGGUCAUAUGUACAUAGCGAUGUGUGCACAGGUUAGCUCACACGAUAUAAAAUACUGAUAUAUUGCUUUUAACCUCUUGAUUUAGCGUAGUUAUGGUUGAUCAUUCAGGUUGUAUGAGGGAUAUAAUGAGCUGGUGUUAUUUUAGCAAUCAGUGAAAAUGUUGAAAUGUAACUGCUCAUAAUGCUGUUUGUAGACCACAAAACUGCUUUGGAAAUUAAAGUGGGGAAAAAAUGUUUAA